Molecule: messenger RNA, 1283 nt
Organism: Botrytis cinerea B05.10
Lineage: Eukaryota; Fungi; Ascomycota; Leotiomycetes; Helotiales; Sclerotiniaceae
Exons: 1
Coding region: 463-927 (154 amino acids)
Source: RefSeq, a predicted model, not a curated record
GUAUUCAAUGUACAGCCAUGUACAAAUGAAACUAAGAUUGCUUUUAUCAAGAUUGUAUGAUAGUCUCAACACGAUGCUUAGACCAGAAAGGUUAAGUCUCACCAGAUGGCAGGCCCCAACGCUGACUUCUGGGCGGAUCUGUCCAAUUAAGCAUCCGGAAAUGGUCGUAGAAGAACGCAAUACUAGAGUUACCAUCCCAAUGUUGAGUUUCCCAACAACAGGAGCCCCCAAGUAAUAUUUUCUGUAGGCGCUUACCCCAGAGAUCCAUCAGCGUCCAACUACAUAUCCUCGGGUCUGUAUCCUGGCUUCCAACUCACAGCCACAAUUGCAACUUGUUGGAAGCGGAAGAAUAUACUUUAAGAAGGGUUGUCUCAGUUUGCAGUAGCCCCAUUCUAAGACUUCCUCAGCUCAAAACUAAGCAUAAAAUACUCCCCUUCUUUAAAACCUCCCUAGUUUUUACUGAUGCCUUCCGUCAUAUUCAUUGCCGUACUCUUCGGUCUUUCAAAUCUCGUUUCUUCUGUUCCCACAUGUGCAGAUUGUGAGGGAUGGACAACACGCUCUAUGAGUACCCCGGCGUACCUCAUUACUAAUUUCAAAAUGGCAUGUGCCGGUGGAACUUUUCUCAAAUGUACUGGUGAAGCGCCAUACUCUAUGAUAAUAAAUUACACACCUCCUGAUGCCAACAAAGAAGAGCAAGGUCCAGCGGUGUUUGAUGCGUUGUGCUCUGGAUUGACUGGUUCCACGACGGACUAUGUGGCAUGCGAUGCUCCAUAUAGCUGGGUAACUACUGCGAUUGGGGAUGCUGGAUAUGUAAAGAUUAGGAUGGAGUUUGAGGCGAAUGGACAUCGUUGGGAUGGUAAAGGGGCGUAUUCCAUAGAGGGAGUUGAAGAUAGUUUUCUGAUAAUGCCGGAUUUGUCGAGGGAUUAGAUCAAACUUUAGUAAUCUAUGUUAGGAAAGACUUCUUUGGUGGUUGAAACAAACGUUAGAGUUGGAGGACUUUUGGGAGUUAUAUUAUUUAGAAGAACCGGCUUCGUCGCACUUAAAAUCGACAUAUCCAAGUUUCAACUUUCAACUAACAUGUUCAAACUCUGCCCUACGCAGGAUGAGACUUCUUCAAAGCCAUUUUCCAACCCUAGGUCCGUGGAAGGAUAACCUGUGCGUGAACCAAGCUCUAUUCUUCAUCCUCCAUUCGAGAGGUGCGAAUCAGUUUAAAUAACCGAUCCUUCCGAAGGAGCAAUCGAUUACCUCGUUCUGAAAGAAAUCUCGACCUUUCCUGGUUGACA